UUUCUUCGCCGAGCAAGUAAUCAUUGCCGACAAAACCCCCCGGAAAUAUCGUAGAUUUCUUCGAUCGGCGAUUUCAAAAAUUUUAACUUUUAUUUUUUAGAGCUUUGAGCUCUUUCUUCGGAUCAUUUUCAAAAUGGGUCUGUGUUAUUCAGUAGAUAGGACUACUGGGAAGGAACCUGGGGAAACAAGCACCACCGCCACUACGGCGGAGACGGCGGACGAGAGAUUAGGCUCCGGAAGAUGGCGGCGGCCAAGAGAUUUAAAGGGCGGCGGCGAUAUCGAAGGGAUUCCACAGGUUUUGGGUCGUUUGGUUUCGAAUGGUUCAAGUAAGAUUGCAUGUCUUCACACACAGCAAGGCAAGAAAGGAACUAACCAAGACGCCAUGCUCGCCUUUGAGAACUUUUGUUCGAGGGACGAUACAGUGUUUUGUGGUGUAUUCGAUGGACAUGGACCAUUUGGUCAUAUGGUUGCUAAGAAUGUCCGAGAUACAUUGCCCUUCACACUCUCAACCCAGUUGAAAACGACCUCAGAGUCAGACCAAAACGGCUUAGUUGGUGCGAAUGAUUUUCAGAUCAAAUGUACAGAGGAAGAAGAAAUGCAGACAACUGAGUCUGAAGAAGUGCAGAAAACUGAGUCUGUUACUACUAUGGAUGAGCAAUGGUGUGAGUUAAAUCCAAAUGAGAACAAUGAUGAACUUCCGGAGAUGUAUCUGCCUCUGAAACAUGCGUUGCUCAAGUCUUGUCAGCAGAUAGAUAAAGAGCUGAAAAUGCAUCCAACUAUUGAUUGCUUCUGCAGUGGAACAACUUCAGUCUCGUUGAUCAAGCAGGGUGAGGAUUUGGUGGUUGGAAAUAUUGGUGACUCGAGAGCCGUUCUUGCCACGAGAGACGAAGACAAUGCUUUGCUCGCUGUACAAUUAACUGUGGACUUAAAACCGGAUUUGCCAGGUGAAUCAGCGAGAAUCCAGAAAUGUAAAGGAAGAGUCUUUGCAUUGCAAGACGAGCCUGAGGUAGCUCGUGUAUGGUUACCAAACAGUGAUUCACCUGGUUUAGCAAUGGCUCGAGCUUUUGGAGACUUUUGUCUCAAAGAUUACGGAUUAAUCUCUGUUCCAGAUGUAAACUACCGCCGCCUAACGGAACGAGACCAAUUCAUUAUUCUUGCUAGCGACGGGGUAUGGGAUGUGUUGUCGAACAAAGAAGCUGUUGAUAUUGUUGCUUCAGCUCCUAGUCGAAACACAGCGGCUCGAGCUCUAGUGGACACAGCAGUUCGAUCAUGGAGAAUCAAGUACCCAACUUCCAAGAACGAUGACUGUACUGUAGUUUGCCUCUUUCUACAAGAUUCAUCACUAGCCAUGGAAGUUUCAACCAAUGUAAUGAAGCAUUCACCCAAAGAAGAGUCCAUAGAGAGUGUCAGUAACAGUACAAGCAAGGAGGAGGAUGAGAUUGUCCCCGUUAAAGACGAGAAAAUCCCUGCAAGUUGCGGGAUUGAGUCGAAGAUGAUGACAAUGACACUUGCGGAAUGUAUCUCGGUUGCACAGGAUGAUGAAGAGUGGUCUGCUUUGGAAGGAUUGACAAGGGUUAACAGUCUAUUGAGCAUUCCAAGGAACAAUAUGGUGGCUUCCAACACUGUAACCGCUAUAUCGCGGUUGCUCUUGAUCUGUUUCGCUUACUCGUUCACUGUGUUCUCAAUAAUUUCAUCAGUGACUGACCCUCGUGAUGCGGCGGCUCUGCGUUCUUUGAUGGAUCAAUGGGACAAUACGCCACCUAGUUGGGGAGGUUCUGAUGAUCCUUGUGGAACUCCUUGGGAAGGUGUCUCCUGCAAUAACUCCAGAAUCACUGCUUUGGGUUUGUCAACAAUGGGUCUCAAAGGAAGGCUUAGUGGAGAUAUUGGAGAACUAGCUGAACUAAGAUCCUUGGAUCUUUCGUUUAAUCGAGGACUCACAGGUUCUCUUACUUCCCGGUUAGGAGACCUGCAAAAGCUCAAUAUCCUUAUUCUUGCUGGCUGUGGCUUCACUGGUAGCAUCCCAAAUGAGCUUGGCUAUCUCAAAGAUCUAUCUUUCUUGGCCUUGAACUCGAAUAAUUUCACUGGCUCAAGUCCUGGUCUUGAUCUUCUUUUAAAAGCCAAACACUUUCAUUUCAACAAGAAUCAGCUCUCAGGCACCAUUCCACCAAAACUUUUCAGCUCUGAGAUGAUACUGAUCCAUGUAUUAUUCGAUGGAAAUCGAUUCACAGGGAGCAUACCUUCCACUUUAGGACUUGUUCAGACACUAGAGGUUCUUCGGCUUGACAGAAACACUUUGACCGGAAAAGUUCCAGAGAAUCUCAGUAAUCUCACAAACAUCAUUGAACUGAACUUAGCUCACAACAAGCUUGUAGGUUCAUUACCAGAUUUGUCAGACAUGAAGUCAAUGAACUACGUGGAUCUCAGCAAUAACUCAUUUGAUCCAUCAGAGUCUCCUCUGUGGUUCUCAACCUUACCUUCACUGACCACACUGGUGAUGGAAUAUGGAGCUCUUAGAGGACCACUGCCUAAUAAGAUCUUUGGAUUCCCACAGCUUCAACAAGUGAAACUAAAAAAGAACGCAUUCAAUGGAACACUGAGCUUGGGAGAUACAGUAGGUCCACAACUCCAACUUGUUGAUCUACAAGACAACGACAUUUCCUCUGUAACACUAAGCUCUGGAUAUACCAAUACAUUAAUCCUCGUCGGAAACCCUGUAUGUACAACAGCUCUCUCAAACACAAACUACUGUCAGAUUCAGCAGCAACAAGUCAAACGAAUAUACUCGACCAGUCUUGCUAACUGUGGCGGAAAGUCUUGUCCAUUAGACCAAAAGAUCAGCCCUCAGAGCUGUGAAUGCGCCUACCCUUAUGAAGGCACACUCUACUUUCGAGGGCCUAUGUUCAGAGACCUGUCCAAUGUGAACACAUACCAUUCACUGGAGAUGAGCUUGUGGGUGAAACUAGGACUCACUCCAGGCUCGGUCUCUCUACAAAACCCUUUCUUCAACAAUGAUGAUUAUCUUCAGAUACAGUUGGCACUUUUCCCACCUAUGGGCAAGUAUUUUAACAGAACUGAAGUUCAGAGAAUUGGAUUUGACUUGAGUAACCAAACAUACAAACCUCCUCCCUUGUUUGGACCUUACUACUUCAUUGCAUCUCCCUACACUUUCCCAGCUGAAGGUAACGGACAUUCCUUGAGCUCUCGUAUGGUCACUGGGAUAAUAACUGGUUGCAGCGCUUUGGUCCUGUGCCUUGUUGCACUAGGAAUAUAUGCGAUUUGGCAGAAGAGACGAGCAGAGCAAGCUAUCGGUUUGAGUAGACCAUUUGUUUCAUGGGCAUCGAGUGGAAAAGACAGCGGAGGCGCGCCGCAGCUGAAAGGGGCACGAUGGUUCUCCUACGAAGAACUCAAGAAGAUCACGAACAAUUUCUCUGUGAGCAGUGAGCUGGGUUAUGGAGGUUAUGGAAAGGUGUAUAAAGGAAUGCUUCAAGAUGGGCACAUGGUUGCGAUCAAAAGAGCACAACAAGGAUCAACACAAGGAGGGCUCGAGUUCAAAACAGAAAUUGAGUUGCUUUCUCGAGUUCAUCACAAGAACCUAGUUGGACUUGUCGGGUUUUGCUUCGAGCAAGGCGAGCAGAUUCUAGUCUACGAGUAUAUGUCCAACGGAUCACUAAAAGAUAGCUUAACCGGGCGAUCCGGAAUUACGCUGGAUUGGAAAAGAAGGCUGAAAGUGGCUCUAGGAUCGGCAAGAGGACUCGCAUACCUCCAUGAACUUGCAGAUCCUCCGAUCAUCCACAGGGACGUGAAAUCAACCAACAUUCUUUUGGAUGAGAAUCUCACAGCCAAGGUUGCUGAUUUUGGUUUGUCGAAGCUGGUUUCAGACUGCACCAAAGGCCAUGUUUCAACACAAGUCAAAGGCACAUUGGGAUAUUUGGACCCAGAGUACUACACAACACAGAAAUUGACAGAGAAGAGUGAUGUGUACAGCUUCGGUGUUGUAAUGAUGGAGCUGAUCACCGCGAAACAGCCGAUAGAGAAAGGCAAGUACAUUGUUAGAGAGAUCAAGCUUGUAAUGAACAAGAGCGACGAUGAAUUCUACGGACUGAGAGAAAAGAUGGAUCGCUCGUUAAGAGACGCCGGAGCUCUGCCAGAACUCGGCCGGUAUAUGGAACUAGCCCUGAAAUGCGUAGAUGAGACGGCGUCUGAGAGGCCAACGAUGAGCGAAGUGGUUAAAGAGAUUGAGAUUAUCAUCCAGAAUAGUGGGACGAGUACUAGCUCCUCUGCAUCUGCGUCAUCUUCGGCUACAGAUUUUGGAGAGAAGCUUUUGUACGGAGGUAGUUUGAGGAAGAAAGAAGCAAUAGACGGAGCGUUUGAUUAUAGUGGUGGCUACUCUGUUCCGACCAAAAUUGAGCCCAAGUAAUAAUUUCAUAAUUAUGAACAUUUACUCUGAGAUUAUUUGUGGUUACUUUUUGCAUGAAUGAAAAGUCAAGGUAUAA
Molecule: messenger RNA, 4493 nt
Organism: Arabidopsis arenosa
Lineage: Eukaryota; Viridiplantae; Streptophyta; Magnoliopsida; Brassicales; Brassicaceae
Source: the annotation of a GenBank genome assembly